GGUACGGUAGCAUCGUAGUUCGUUGAAGUGGUGCCUGCUCGCGACAGCUGCCCGCACGCGGUGUGUGUUUUCGUUCGUUCGAAACCGUUUCAGUUGCCAGCCAGCCACCGUCAAGAACAAAAUCCUACCGUGUCCGCAGGCCAGUCCGGGUGCAAUUGUUAGGAAGAUAGGGAAAUCAAUAAAGUGAACCGUUUAAUUGGGACACAAAGUAAGGAACAGAAUAUUAAUUCAAAAAUCGUUCGCUCACAGAACAAGAAAAGCGAACAAAAAACCGCUUGUAAUUCCGUCCGUUUCCUGCCCUGGUCAGAAAGUGUAGAUUACAAAAAACAAAAAAUCAAACAAACCAGCAUCACAGAACCCCUCAAGCUUUGCAUUCCUUCUACUGUCGAAUAUCUGUGUGCGUGUGUGUGCGUGCGUCCGUGCGUAUAUGUGUGCCAGCGGUGGUCAUCAAUCAGUAUUAUGUUUAAUUAGUGCGAGGACAGCUGCUCGACGUUGACGGCGCUGGUGCGAAUCUGAAGCGGAAAGCUGAACCUGAACGUGAUCCGAUCUCGUCAAACGCUCGACGAAGAGGAAGCUAAACGCACCCUCAAAAAAAAAAACUCCUCCUACUAAGUGAUACGGGUGAUUUGGUUUUUGAUCGUCACCGUCGUGUCAGUGUGCGUGUGUGUGUUAUCACUUUCAAAACGUUCUGCCAAGUAAAAACAAGCCCACCAAAAAAAAAAAAAAGAAAUAAAGCACAUCCCCAAAACAGUAGACGCAUACCAGCCACGUGGUUUGUUGCAAUGCGCUUUUCGUUGGUGCAUCCGGCCUGGCACGCUGCUGUCUGUUGACCGUGAACCUGAAUUCUGACAUUGAGCAACUCACACUCGAGUGAAACAUUCCACACGCGUAGCAACCCUCGCCAUACGCCAAGCCAGAAGAAGCAACGUGACAGACAGAUGUAUCAACAAAUUACCCAUUCAACUGUGUUCCGGCAUUAACCGAAUCUCAAUCCUUGGAAUCAGCAAGCAGCCACGAGCAUGGACAGUUACCGUUGACGCGGAACGAAGCAACGCAACGAACGCAACAACAAAAACUACAAAAAAAAAAACACGUGUAACACAACGCAAUGCGCUCGGUCGGCACGACGGACGGGGAAGAAACGGCCCGGGACGAAGCGCCAGAAACGGGUGCCAGCGUGCAAGACGCCACGGAUGACCGGUGGCAAUGGAGGCGGCGACGACAACACGAAGAUGACAUAAAUUGGAAAAUGUCAGACCAGCAACAGGUGACACCGGAUCGGGCGGUCGGCACCGAUGGGCCGGCCGACCGGGCGCCAUCGCCCGCCCGGCCCCUCGCCGGCCCCUGCGAUGGGGAGAAUAAUCCAAUUAAAUCGUUGCGACGGCAACGGCGUGUUGAGGGCGCAUCGUGCUCCGGCCCUGCCGUCACAUCAAUCACGCCACCCACAGUGCCGAUUGGUGGCGCAGAUGCGGACACCCGAUGGUCGGCGCGGCUGUUGCAUCAGGGCCAGCCGGCCGUGCUACUCCCCAAGCCGGCCAGUACAGUCGAGCCGAGCGGUGAUAAAAAUAGUCCACCCGCCGGCCAGGACGAUACGGCCAACAACAACAAUCGGGCCGAUGUGGCGCGCGAGCUGGAGGACGCACUGGAGCGGAAGCGCCACAACACGGUGAACGCCCGGCGACGCUGGAAGCUGCUGGCGAAAGCGCUCCGGCACGAUUCGAGCGAGGACGAUCAGUUCGCCAAGUUUAACCUGAUCGAGGCGGACCGGGCCGGGGACGAGAAGGACGAGAACGUGUACGUGUACCGGCUGUACGAUCGGUACCGGCUGAAGAUCCGGCUGAUUGGGCCCGAGCGGCCCUGGACGGCGAGCGAGCUGAUCGGGUUCAACAACACCGGGAACAUCUGCGUGUGGCCGUCGGAGGAAGCGCUCGCCUACUACAUCCUUUCCCGGUUGUCCCAGUUCGAGGGAACGUCGGUGCUGGAGCUGGGCGGUGGUAUGACCUGUCUGGCCGGGCUCGUGCUUGCGAAGUACGGCCAGCCCGCCUUCGUGCACGUGACCGACGGGAACGAGCUGUCGGUGGAGAAUGUGCGCCACUCGCUCGUGCUGAACAAGUUCAACUGCACGAUCAAAUCGUCCGUGCUGAAGUGGGAACAGACGGCCCGGACGGACCGGGAACCUCCGAACGAGCGGUACCACUUCAUCCUGUCCGCCGACUGCCUGUUCUUCGACGAGUCCCGAUCGCAGCUGAUCGACACGAUCUGGCAGCUGCUGGCGGACGAAGGCGUCGCGCUGAUCACGGCCCCGCGCCGCGGUCAAACGCUGGGCCGGUUUCUGGACGAGUGUGUCGCCCGGGGCUUCCACUACGAGCUGCUGCAGUGCUACAACGAAGCGAUCUGGGCGCGGCAUCUCGAGCUGAAGCAGACGGACGGGUACGACGAGAACGUGCACUAUCCGCUGCUGGUGAAGAUGUACAAGUACGGCAAGUGCGGUGGCGGCGGUAGCAUGCUGCACCGGUUGUGAGGCAACCACGUUGCUACACAGUAUUGGUUGGGCUGAGCAGGCUGGGCCCUCGUUCGUUUUCCUCCACUGCAGAUCCUAAUUCCAAAAACACGCACGUGCACAAACACGACGACCAAGCCAAAGAGGUCUUCCAUGUUUUGUUUUUUUCCCCUGUUGUGGCCUGGUCGACCGGGUCUUUAGUUGCUGGGUAGUUGUAAUUUAAUUGUAAGCCUUCUACACUUCCACACACACACACAAACACCAAAGAAAACGGAAGCUUCGAGCACGUGUGCGGAUCAAGUUAAAAGAGGACCAAUAAUGGAUGCACUUAAGCGGGAAAACCGGACCGGACGCAUGGUUGCAGGAGAUGCAUCCAAACACAAACUCAAUUUUCCCACAGCAAGCACGGUAAGUAUUUAUAGUUCCCCAAGCAGUGGCGUUCGAUUUUCAUAGAUCAUGCGGAGCGGAUGCUUCGUUGUGUCCGUUAGUAAAAAGCGUUCUAAAACCAAGCAAAGUGGUGCCACCAAAGAGCGAAGGCGAAAUUUGCCAAAAACAGCGUUGCGAGAGAGAGAGAGAGAGAGAGAGAGAGAGAGAGAGAGAGAGAGAGAGAGAGAGAGAGAGAGAGAGAGAGAGAGAGAGAGAGGAAGAGCAUUGGAGCGAUUCAAAAGUAUUCAACCUUAGAAUGGGGUGUAGACCGGACAUGCGGAUACAUCCUUUAUGUGAUAGGGUAGGGAAGUGGAAAACCAUUGGAAUAGAUAAGGGAUGGGAGAGGUGAGAAGAAAAAACAAAGCCAAGCAAGCCUAAAUUAGCUCUAGUCUACACAA
Messenger RNA from Anopheles merus, 3324 nucleotides. RefSeq names its product calmodulin-lysine N-methyltransferase. The transcript is spliced from 2 exons. Gene Ontology annotation, molecular function: calmodulin-lysine N-methyltransferase activity. Gene Ontology annotation, cellular component: cytoplasm. The record is from RefSeq and is a predicted model, not a curated record. Bases 1109 to 2521 code for a protein of 470 amino acids. Lineage: Eukaryota; Metazoa; Arthropoda; Insecta; Diptera; Culicidae.